This is a messenger RNA of Tachysurus vachellii, 2645 nucleotides long. RefSeq names its product SUV3-like helicase (gene supv3l1). Gene Ontology annotation, cellular component: mitochondrial degradosome. The transcript has 15 exons. The record is from RefSeq and is a predicted model, not a curated record. NCBI's taxonomy places the organism in Eukaryota, Metazoa, Chordata, Actinopteri, Siluriformes, Bagridae. Gene Ontology annotation, biological process: mitochondrial RNA 3'-end processing; RNA catabolic process. Gene Ontology annotation, molecular function: hydrolase activity, acting on acid anhydrides; RNA helicase activity; ATP binding. Bases 167 to 2449 code for a protein of 760 amino acids.
AUGCACGUGGUCUCACUGGUGAAGCUGCUGAUACCUGACCUUAGGAUUUUCUGAUACACAACAUGGCUUAGUCUGGUGUUGUGUGCCACAAUGAAUACUUUGUACCUUUGGCUCGUAGUUCACACGGUCGAUCAGUGAGCAUGAAACCCGUCGUGGUGUUUUAAUCAUGUCUGUUUACCGCUGUGUGUGUUUACUGAGCCGCACACACAGAGUCGGUGCUGUGUUCAGCUCUGUUAGACGUGUGCGUGUGUCAUACAGAGCUGAGCUUCUCUCUUCAUCCCUAUGUAGACCUGCGUGUUCAGGCAGCUCAGGGAGGCCCCUGGACACCUCUCUGUUUGUCCCACUGGCAGUGAAAAGCGACAGCGUGGCAGAUGGAGAAGUGGGAGCUGAAUUAACGCGACCGCUUGACAAAGGUGAACUUCUCAAAGUGCUGAACAGAUUUUACAAAAGAAAAGAGAUGCAGAAGCUUGCUUCUGAUCAGGGGCUUGACGCUCGUCUCUUCCACCAAGCCUUUAUUAGUUUCAGGAAGUAUAUUUUGGAGAUGAACGCUCUUAAUGCCGACCUGCACAUUAUACUUAGUGACAUCUGCUAUGGAGCAGGACACAUCGAUGAUAUUUUCCCAUAUUUUAUGAGACAUGCCAAACAGAUCUUUCCUAUGCUGGACUGCAUAGAUGACCUGCGCAAAAUUAGUGAUUUGCGUGUCCCAGCGAAUUGGUAUCCUGAGGCCCGGGCUAUUCAGCGGAAGAUAAUUUUCCAUGCUGGUCCCACUAACAGCGGUAAGACCUACCAUGCCAUUCAGAGAUAUCUGGAGGCAAAAUCUGGCAUUUACUGCGGUCCUCUCAAGCUGCUGGCACAUGAGAUCUUUGAAAAAGGCAACAGUGCAGGUGUACCAUGUGAUCUGGUGACAGGAGAAGAGAGAACCUUUGUGGAUCCAGCAGGGAAACAAUCUAAUCAUGUAGCCUGUACCAUUGAGAUGUGCAGCGUUACAACUCCAUACGAAGUAGCGGUCAUCGAUGAGAUUCAAAUGAUCAGAGAUCCUUCUAGAGGAUGGGCCUGGACUAGAGCUCUGCUAGGACUGUGUGCUGAGGAGAUCCAUGUGUGUGGAGAACCUGCAGCCAUCAGCUUCAUCACUGAACUCAUGUUCUCCACUGGCGAGGAGGUCGAAGUUCGUAACUAUAAGCGGUUGACUCCGUUCUCUGUCUCGGACCACGCAGUGGAGAAUUUAGACAACCUGAAGCCCGGUGACUGCAUCGUGUGUUUCAGCAAAAAUGACAUCUACUCAGUGAGCAGGCAGAUAGAGAUCCGAGGCCAGGAAUGUGCUGUUAUUUACGGCAGUCUGCCACCUGGUACCAAGCUGGCUCAAGCUAAAAAGUUCAAUGACCCAGACGACGCCUGUAAGAUCCUCGUAGCUACCGAUGCAAUUGGAAUGGGUUUGAACUUGAGCAUCAGGAGAAUCAUAUUUAACUCCCUGGUGAAGCCCAGCGUGAACGAGAAAGGCGAGAAAGAGAUGGACACCAUUUCCACCUCUCAGGCUCUGCAAAUCGCAGGCCGAGCAGGUCGCUUCAGUUCCAUGUUUAAAGAAGGAGAGGUGACCACCAUGCAUCGUGAUGAUCUGCCUGUGCUGAAGGAGAUUCUGAGCCGAACUGUUGACCCUGUGGAGACUGCAGGUCUGCACCCCACUGCAGAACAGAUAGAGAUGUUUGCUUAUCACCUUCCUGAUGCGACACUCUCCAAUCUCAUUGAUAUAUUUGUCAGCCUCUCACAAGUAGAUGGCCUUUAUUUUGUCUGCAACAUCGAUGACUUUAAGUUCCUGGCUGACAUGAUCCAGCACAUUCCUCUAAACCUGCGCUCUCGCUACGUCUUCUGUACAGCACCCAUCAACAGGAAACAGCCGUUUGUUUGCACAUCUUUCCUGAAGUUUGCUAGGCAGUUCAGCAGAGACGAGCCGUUGACUUUUGCCUGGGUGUGUCGACACAUCAACUGGCCACUGGUCCCUCCCAAAAAUAUCAAGGACCUUGUUCACCUGGAGGCUGUGCACGAUGUGCUGGACCUCUACCUUUGGCUCAGUUAUCGCUUCAUGGACAUGUUCCCUGAUGCCAGCCUCGUCCGUGAGAUCCAGCAGGAACUGGACAGCAUCAUUCAGGUCGGAGUGAGAAACAUUACACGGCUCAUCCGUGCCACAGAGGGGCAAGGCGCCAGUGCAGGUUCUGCGGCUGAAUCAAAAACCUCCCCGCUCCCAGGGCUAAGACUGAGAAAAGCUCGAGGGUCCAAAUCCCAAGUUCAUAUUAAACAGGACGUGAUGGGUACGGAUAAUUCGCUCAGCACACGUCUGGUACAGGAGGGUCUGCUCACGCCAGAGCUUCUGCAGCAGCUGCAGAGAGAGUGGACAAAAGAUCAGAAAACCAGUGGACCUACAGGGACUAACAACAAAAAUAAGAAAAAGAAAUGAGCAUUUGGCAUAAGGCUCACUUUUUUAACGUUUACAUCGGGACUUAUUUAACAAACAGUAAUAGUUUAUCAGUUAUAUGUAGAUCUGUGUGACUGACUGAAGACUAAGCUUCAGGUUAUGAUUCAUAUGUGAAAGACUAUGCAAGUGUGAACGUAGCAUUGCUACUAGGUUCAAAAUAAAACACACUAAUAUUUUU